AUUAACACCCAAGCACAAAAUCAUCUCAAAAAUGAAAUUGAAAUCUGUGGCAUCCCCGAAUGUCCCAAUGAGAAUGCAACCCAUUUAGCCUUGCUUUUAGCGAAGAAAAUCGGUGUGGAAGUUUCAGACCAAGAUAUAGACUGGACCUCACGGGCGGGCCCGCGUGUUUUGUCGGCUGUGAACGCCACGGGAAACGCGAGAAAGUAUCCUCGUCCGAUCGUCGUACGUUUACUGCGGCGGUCUAAGAGGGACGAAUUUCUCAAAGCAUCCAAAUCACGCCGAAAUAUCACUAGCACCGACUUGAACCUACCCGGACCGGCACAGAAAGUCUUUAUAAACGAGCGGCUUACGCAGAGAAACAGACUGUUAUUUCGUGAGUGCCGCAUACAAACAAAACAAUUGGGAUACGAAUUCUGCUGGUGCAAUAACGGGACUAUCUACGUACGAGCACGCGAAGGAAAAUCUGCUAGUGCUAUCCGCAAUCAUGAAGAUCUGGAACGACUUACCAAUAAACCCAAAACAACAUCCAAUAAUACAACAUUAUUAUAAACUUUUUUAUAGGUACAAUUUUCAUGUAGUGUGCGGGUAUCCUUAUGUUUCUACAUGUUAUUUCAGAUCACUGCGGAAGAAAAGUAAUCUUUGUUAUGAUAUAUAUACAAAUUACUGUAAAAAGCAAAACAACUUGUCAUUGUAUAACAAAAUAACAGUCAAUAAUUUAAAUAAUAACAAUUAUUAUUAUUGGUGUAGGUUUGUCAUUGCUACUCUUGCAAGAUACUCGUACCUCUUAUUAUUGUUUGGAAAACUGUAUUUCCUGGCAAAACCUAAACUAGUGCUGGUUCUUAUAACAUUAUAUGUACUGGAAAAUAUUAGAAUAAUUAGGUUUGUCGCUAAAUUCUGGUUUUUUAAUUUUAUGAAAUUAUUAUUGAAUGUCUUAUUACUUUAUGUUUUUAGUAUUAUAUCAGUGUUACUCAAAGAUACAAUUAGUAUAAGAUUGUCAGUUACUUCGCUAUUUAAUAUUACUAAUGUUAAUAAUAAGUUACAUACAGGGCAUCCCUACACACAUAUCUACAUAUACGGCUAUAAUACCCAAAGACUUACAUUUAAGAAUAAUACUUUAAAUACUCAGUUAAUAUUACAUUUUAUGCAAUCUAAACAAAUACAAAAAAACUAUGGUAAAACUAAGUUACUAAGUUUUGUUAUACUAUUGCUUUAUAUUUUGCAUUUAUUAUUGACAUACUGCUGUGAUUUAGGCACCAAAACCUGUAGGAAAAUUGUUAUAGAAUACUUAAGGCACUAUUUAAACCACUUAUUAAAAAUUAUUACAAUAUUUUAUGAUAAAACUGAAUUGAUAAGUUUUAUUACUCUAAUGAUACUUUAUGUUCUA
This is a messenger RNA of Maniola jurtina (meadow brown), 1384 nucleotides long. RefSeq lists its product as uncharacterized. NCBI's taxonomy places the organism in Eukaryota, Metazoa, Arthropoda, Insecta, Lepidoptera, Nymphalidae. The transcript has a single exon. The annotation marks the transcript as partial. The record is from RefSeq and is a predicted model, not a curated record.